AUCUUUUAUCCUUAAAUGAUGAAGCGCUUCCUUUCAGCAUAAGCGGGACGACAGAUUUGGUGAUCGCGGAUAAACUCUUUGCUAAAGCUCAUGAUUUGCGUGGUGGACUACAUGUCGGAUUUGAAAUCAAAAAGAAAAUUCAAGACUUUCACAUUUAUCAAGCUAUCGGUGAACUCAAGGUUAUGCAAUGUCCAACAACAUUACAAUAUGCUAUUAAUAUUAUUGAAACCGCAUUUGUUAGUGACGCUAGAAAUGUAAUUGUUGAAGAAUCUGGAAGUAUUCAAGGUGCCACAGUCACCAACCCUGUUGCUAUGCGAAUUAACUUUCGUAACUUUCGAGAUGGUUUGCGAGACAAUUUGCCACAUGAGAACGAGGAGGAGGAUGGGCUAAAGCAGUUUUUUAAUAGACCUAAG
Molecule: messenger RNA, 413 nt
Organism: Racocetra fulgida
Lineage: Eukaryota; Fungi; Glomeromycota; Glomeromycetes; Diversisporales; Gigasporaceae
Source: the annotation of a GenBank genome assembly